UUGAGUCACUUGUGAAAAAUCAGUCAUCGCGAGCAGUUUGACUAAGGAAAACCCGCUGGCACACACAAACCGUAACCACUUAUCAAACAAAAACAAAUAACAGCUGGCCCGCAACGCGAAGCGCGUGUGCAAAAAGAAACGAGAAAACAUACACAACAAAAAAGCACAAGAUAUAAGGGAUACACAAAAAGAGAAGCAGUGGAAAAUUUUGGGCACCAAACACAGCCGAAGCUUUUACGCCAAACGUUAAACGAAAAGUCAAAACUUAAACCCCUUCCAAAAAUCACAACGUGUUCGCCGGUCAAGAUGAGCGGUUCCGUAUUGAGUUUGGCGCGUCCUGCAGCAGCCACAAAUGGCCAUAAUCUGCUGGCCAAGCAGCUGAAUUGCAAUGGCAAUGGCACCACCGAUGGCGCGGCCAAAACCACUGUGGCCUCGGCCAUAACACCGCCCAAGCAGCCCCAGCUGGCGGCCAAGGUCAUCCAGCAGUCGCAGAUCGUCUGUUUCGAUGUGGACUCCACGGUGAUUUGCGAGGAGGGCAUCGACGAACUGGCCGAAUAUUGUGGCAAGGGAAGUGAGGUGGCUCGCGUUACCAAGGAGGCGAUGGGCGGUGCCAUGACCUUCCAGGAUGCCCUCAAAAUCCGCUUGAACAUCAUACGACCGACACAGCAGCAAGUGAGGGAUUUUAUCCAGGAGCGACCCAGUACACUGAGCAAAAACGUGAAACGUUUCUUCAGCCAUUUGAAGGCGGAGGGCAAACAGGUUUACUUGAUCUCCGGCGGAUUCGAUUGCCUAAUUGCGCCCGUGGCCAAUGAAUUGGGUAUUCCCCUGAAAAAUGUCUAUGCCAACAAGAUGCUUUUCGAUUAUCUGGGCGACUAUGAUAGCUUUGAUAUCAACCAGCCCACUUCGCGUUCCGGCGGAAAGGCAGAGGCCAUCGCCCUGAUAAGGAAGGAGAAUAACGACGAUUCCCUAAUCACCAUGAUCGGCGAUGGAGCCACCGAUCUGGAGGCCGUACCGCCAGCCAACUACUUUAUAGGUUUCGGUGGCAAUGUCGUGCGGCCGGAGGUCUAUCGCCGUGCACAGUAUUACGUAACGGACUUUGAGCAGCUGAUGGGGCAGUGAGAUACGUAUAAGUAAGGCGGUGGGGGAGUGGUGAAUUUAGUAUUUGAAAUCAACGUGUUAUAGCUCGUAGUGAUGCACAUGUUUAUGCCCAAGUAUGUGUGUAAUAAUAUAUACGUUAGUUCGUAAUUAAACAAGAAUAAAAAGCGAUAGUAAAAUAAUGGAAAACGAA
Molecule: messenger RNA, 1288 nt
Organism: Drosophila sechellia
Lineage: Eukaryota; Metazoa; Arthropoda; Insecta; Diptera; Drosophilidae
Gene: aay
Product: phosphoserine phosphatase
Exons: 1
Coding region: 307-1119 (270 amino acids)
Biological process (GO): dephosphorylation; L-serine biosynthetic process
Cellular component (GO): cytoplasm
Molecular function (GO): L-phosphoserine phosphatase activity; magnesium ion binding
Source: RefSeq, a predicted model, not a curated record